AUGAUUUUGGGUACAGAAGUAAACGAAUUUGUUUCAAAUCGACAAUAAUCAAAAAUUCAUUAUCUUUCUGAAGAGAACAAAUCCUUAUAGGAAUACAUCCAAGACCUUGAGAAUGCUUUAAAAUUAAAUAAAUAAGCCAUGACUCUCACUUUAGAAGGCUUAAAUAAAAGACCAUAAGUAUUAUAGAUUGACUAUAUAGUUGUAAUCAGAUAAUAGUACAAUGUCAACUGGUUAUAAUUAUUAGAAUUCUCAAUUGGAGGGAGUUAUCAAAUUACUCAAUGAGGAAAAUUAAAAACUGAUUAAAGGAUUAUCAAAUUAAUAAAGAAUCACUCAAUAAUUAUAAACUAAAAUAUUAUUAUAAGAAUAGAUAUCUGAAGAAUAAUAAAAUUAUUAUAAGGAUUUGAUAGGAGAUUUGGAAUAUAAAUUAAUAGAAUUGAAGAGAAACAUUCACGAUAAAGAAUAUGCAAUAUAAGAAUUGGAAAGAAUGAAACCAAUCUAAGAAAGAGAAGGUCAAUUCGUCAAAAUCAUUGAAGUAGUAACACCUUCAGAAUAGAACCUUAAAUUACAUGAGGAAUUAGAAAAUGUAAGAAAUUUAUUGAAUAAAAUCACUUAAGAAGCAUAAACAAUAAGUGAAACUAAUAAUGCAUUAAGAGAAGUUAAUUAUGUAAGUAUAAUUUAAUAUAUAAGAAUCUAAAAAGAGAAAUAUUUAAAAUGAGAAUUGUUUUGAGAAGCUAAAUUAAUUUUUAGAGUAUGAAAGGUAAAUUUGUUUAAUUUUAUAUUAGAUUUUGUAUAUAAUGAAUAUAUAGAUAAAACGGAUGAUAAUCUUUAAAUCAAUAGAGAAGUUUAAAAUCAAAGAGGCAAAUUAGAAUAAUUACAUUAAGAAUUAUAUGGAACAUCUAGUUUAGGUUAUGGAUUCUCUCCUGAACCUUAAUAACUCAAAUACCUAAGCAAAAAUGAACGUAUGAUUUAUUAAGAGAAAUUACAUAAGAUGGAAAUGAUGGUGAAAGGAUUUAAGGAAUUAUUUGAAAAAGAGAAAAAUGCUAAUUUACAUGUUAGGAAAUUAUAUAAUGAUUUAUUGGCAAAGUAUGAAUAUAUAUUAGAUACAAAUGAAUUAAUAAUAAAAUCAAAUAAUUUAAAAGAUGAAAGAAAUGAAAAAUAAUAAAUUGAAUUAUAAUUCUAUAAAAAAUAAAGUUAGAGUUUGAUGGAAUAAUUAAGAAAUAGAAAAGCUUUUAAUUCUAUACCUUUAAAUUAAGAAUAAGAUAUUGCAGUAGGUGUAUUUAGUCCUAGAUAUCAACAGAAAUAUUUGAAUAAUCAAUCUUAAUCAUCAUGUUCAAAAGUACAAUAAACAGGACCUGAUGAUUUAGAAAUUAAGAAUUCUGCUAGAUAGUUGAAUUCAAAUAAUUUCAAUAAAUUUAUUAUUAAACCAUAAUAAAUUAAUUCAGUUUAGAAUACUUGUUAAAAAAAGUAGAUUUAAUAAUUAGAAAUUGAUGAUGAUAGUUCAUCUCUUGAAUAAGAUAGAUACAUUUGUUAAACUGCAAGAGGAGAUAAUCAAAAAUUUAGUAAAUUGACCUAACAACAAUAAUAGGGACAAAUUUAUUAAUAUUAUGAUAUGACUAAAUAAGAAUGCAUUGAUUUUUUAAUGUCAAUGUUUAAUGAUUAUUUUAAAAAAUUUGAUGUAAAUUAUUUUAUUAUAUAUCUAUUAGUUAAGCAAUAUCAAAAAAUAAUAAUUGAUGAAACAAAUGUAAAAUAAUGAAUUCGAUAAAAAAUGUAUUAAGAGAUCUUACAGUAAUCCUUUUCUAUAUUUUUCUAAUGUCAAAGCAAUCACUUUUAAUCAACCACCUAAAUAAUCUGUUAUUGCACUUGUAUAUUAAUUAUUCUAUUAUAGGCAAAAAAUGAAAUUUAACAGUUAUUGGCUGAAUUAUAAAGCAAAAAAUAGAAAUAAAUGUAGAAUUAAGAUGAUGGUGUAUUUAGUGUAGAUGUAUCCAAAAUAGAUUUGAAACAAAAUAAAAGAUAAAUGUUUGAUAAUGAUUUAAGCUUUAUAUCUAAUUUAGAUUAAUAAGAUUGA
Molecule: messenger RNA, 2065 nt
Organism: Paramecium pentaurelia
Lineage: Eukaryota; Ciliophora; Oligohymenophorea; Peniculida; Parameciidae
Source: the annotation of a GenBank genome assembly